AUGUCUACUCAUAGUCCUUGCCGUCAACACCCUCCACCCGCAACCAUGAAGCUUCACUCGACCCUUUCCGCCGCCGCCGCCCUACUCGGCGCCGCCACACCGACCCUCGCCAUAUCCAGCCGGGUCAGGCUGCCCUACGCCACCUACCACGGGGUCCAACUGGGCAAGGGCAUCACGCAGUGGCUGGGGAUGCGGUACGCCGCGCCGCCGACCGGUGCCCGGCGCUUCCGACCGCCCGAGGAGCCCCUCGAGGAGACGGAGGAGCUGUCGGCGGCGGCGUACGGCGACCGCUGCCUCGUGACGGGCAGCGCGGCGGGCGCGGCGGGCCACAGCGAAGACUGCCUCUUCAUCAACGUGUACGCGCCCAACGAGACGCGGACGACGGGCCCGUUCCUGCCCGUGCUCGUGUGGCUGGGCGGCGACGGCUACGCCAAUGCGCAGACCGACGCCGACAUCAACGCGACGGGCCUGCUGCAGGCCAACGACGGCAACUUUGUCGUCGUCACGUUCAACCACCGCCUCGGCCCGUACGGCUUCCUCGCCAGCGGCCACACGCUCGGCACCAACAACGGGCUCCGCGACCAGGUCCGCGCCCUCGAGUGGGUGCGCCGCUUCAUACGCCGCUUCGGCGGCGACCCGGAGCAAGUCACCCUCGGCGGCUCCGGCAUCGCCGCGCAGUACGUCAUGGCGCACCUCAUCAUGCACAAGGACGACAGCCCCCACUUCAACGCCGUCAUUGCCGAGUCGCCCUCGUUUGCGCCGAUGCGCGACCUCGACGAGGCCGCCACCGAGUACCACCGCUUCGCGCAGCAGCUCGGCUGCGAGCGCAACAGCAGCAGCAGAAGCCACAACGCGACCGCCGCCGCCGCCUCGCUGGCCGCGCGGUUGGCGAUUGGCGACGACGCCAAGACGCUCGCGUGCCUGCUCGCGCUCGAUGCCGACGCCAUCCAGGAGGCGAGCCGGCAGCUGGCGCUCUCGACGGUGCACGCGGCGCCGUGGGACCGGUGGGUGCCGGUGAUCGACCACGACCUCGUCUCGAAAACGACGUCGCAGAGCCUCGCGGCGGGCCACUUUGCGCGGGUGCCGUUCCUGUUUGGCAGCACGGUGGCGGCGCCCGGGACGGCGUUUGCGUACCGCAACCGGUCGAGCACCGACUCGGUGACGAGCUUCAUGCACGACCUGUACCCGUUCCUGCAGGCGGCGGACCUCGCCGAGAUGGAGGCGCUGUACACGACCAGCGCGUGCGGCGGCGGCGGCGGCGAUCCGGCCUGCUUCCAGAACAUCCUCGCGCGCAUCGACCAGGACCUGCGGUACACGUGCCCGACGCUGGCGGCCGUGGGGCGGCUGCGCGACGGGGGCGUCAAGGACGCGUACCUGUAUUCCUGGGACGUGGACGGCGCCGACGACACGGACGGCGACCUCGGCGCGCACCAAAACACAGAGGCCGCCGCCCUUUGGGGGGGCACCGCCGCCGCCGCCGCCGUGCCCAACAGCUACCGGCGCGGCGGCGCCAACGAGGCCGUGCCGCUCGUCAAGCAGCGGUACUGGGCCAACUUUGUGCGCUCGCACAACCCCAACCGGGCGCACAAAAAAGCCAAGGGCGGCAAGAACGAGGUCAAGGUCGGGGAGCGCGUCGUCGGCCUGGCCAAAUGGGGCAGCUGGUCGCCGGGAAAACGCACACGCCUCGUGUUGGGAAACGGCGGCGUGACCGGGGAGAAGAGCACGGCGCACCUCAGGUUCAGCUGCACGUUUUUCGAUCGCAUGGCGCCGCGGAUGCGUGUCUAA
Cordyceps militaris CM01 is the source of this 1785-nucleotide messenger RNA. Its product is annotated as triacylglycerol lipase, putative. Bases 1 to 1785 code for a protein of 594 amino acids. The record is from RefSeq and is a predicted model, not a curated record. The transcript has a single exon. NCBI's taxonomy places the organism in Eukaryota, Fungi, Ascomycota, Sordariomycetes, Hypocreales, Cordycipitaceae.